CUUGGGUCUGGGCUUGGAUUUGAAAAGGGUGCAGCCAAAGGGAACUGUGGUAAAGUGGCUGCCCGGUGGAGCCUAUGAAAUGUUGCUCUGCUGUCCCCUGGAUUGCAGAGCCUGCUCAUGCUGAGUCAUGAAUUAUGCAGCCCUCAAUAUUCCAUAUCCUAGACUCAGGCUUAGCUACUGUAGCUAUUGCUGUACGUGUGGGCUGCAAGCCAAGGAGAGAGGCACCGUCCUGUCCACGUUUGGGCUUCAGCGGAUAGAUUAGCUGCUUAGAACCCUGCAUAGGGUGACAAUCCUUCAGCUCCGGCUAAGGUCCUCCUCCCUAGCCUUCUCUCUUUUCUCCCCCUCCUCUCUGAGGGACACUACAGCUUUAAGAAAACAUCUGGCAGAUGCAGACACCCGCACAUCUGGGCAGCGUUAGCGGAGUCUCCGACAUGCCGGAACAAACCACUCACUUUGAGAAAGUUAAAACACAAGUUUCCUGAAGAGACGGCGAGGAGAGAGAGGGUGAGGAGAAGGAGCAGCAGCGCAACAGGUUCCAGUCUACACUGCUGCCUGCUGGGAUCUCUGGGCAGCAGCCUGCCUGCUGGUUUCUAGCCCCCCAGGCACAGGUCCACCGUCCAUGCUACAAUGGCGCAAGGAGAAGCACCGCUCCUGCUGCUGUUCCUCACCAGGCUGGUGUCCUCCACGUGGUAUGAAGGCUCUGGCUACGACACUGCGGAGACGUACAACAAUGAAGUAUAUGUGGAAGAGGUUCCCCCAGCUCCUGCUCUGGACUAUCGAGUUCCCCAGUGGUGCUACCCAUUAAAUAUCCACUAUGGAGAGGCGACCUGCUACUCCCCACGGGGAGGGAAUUACCGCAGCAGCCUGGGAACGCGCUGCCUACUCUCAUGUGAUCGAGGCUUCCGGCUAUUAGGGCAGAGAUCGGUGCAGUGCUUGCCGAGCCGGCGCUGGACUGGCACUGCCUACUGCAGACGUAAGUCCUGUAUGGGAGAGGAGUUAGCACAAAAGCCUCUGAGUCUGGGUUUGGCAACCUACAGCAUGCCAGAGUGUCGGCCUGUCCCCAUCUCCAACCCACCCCUCCCCGGGUACCAGCUGGAGGGCGACCGCAGCCGGAUCUGCAUGGAGGAUGGGCGGUGGAGCGGCAGCGAGCCAGUCUGUGUAGAUAUUGAGCCCCCCAAGAUCCGCUGCCCAGAGUCACGCGAGAGGAUGGCAGAGCCGGAGAAGCUGACGGCCACUGUAUACUGGGACCCGCCCCAUGUGAAGGACUCUGCGGAUGGCAUCAUCAAGCGAGUGACACUGCGGGGCCCAGAACCCGGGUCGGAGUUUCCGGAGGGGGAGCACGUUAUCCGUUACACCGCCUACGACCAGGCCUACAACCGAGCCAGCUGCAAAUUCAUCGUCAGAGUCCUAGUGAGUCGCUGCCCUGUUCUGAAGCCGCCGCAGCACGGCUACCUCAGCUGCACCUCCGAGGGCAAUAACUACGGCGCCACAUGCGAGUACUUAUGCGACGGGGGCUACGAACGCCAGGGGACCCCCUCACGCGUCUGCCAGUCCAGCCGCCACUGGUCGGGAUCCCAGCCCAUCUGUGUGCCCAUGCAGAUCAACGUGGACGUGAACUCGGCCACGAGCCUCCUGGAUCAGUUCCACGAGAAACGGCGGCUCCUCCUCGUCUCGGCUCCCGACCCCUCCGAUCGCUACUAUAAGAUGCAGAUCGCCAUGCUGCAGCAAGCCACCUGCGGGCUGGACCUGCGGCACGUCACCGUCCUGGAGCUGGUGGGGCAGCCCCCCCCCGAGGGGGGCCCCACCCUGACCCGCGAGCGCUACAUCGAGCCCCUCACGCCGGAGGAGCUCUUCACCUUCAUCGACACCUACCUGCUGAGCGGCCAGGAGGCCACCCAGCGCGCGCACAGCAGGGACAUGUGCGAGUGAGCCACUGGCGGGGGGGCAGCCCUUCGCCAUCCCAGCCCCGCAGCCUGAGGGGACAGGAACGGCCCUUGGGCCAGCGGCGAGGGAGGAGAUGCUGCCAAAUGUCACAGCCUUU
Molecule: messenger RNA, 2041 nt
Organism: Pelodiscus sinensis (Chinese soft-shelled turtle)
Lineage: Eukaryota; Metazoa; Chordata; Testudines; Trionychidae
Source: RefSeq, a predicted model, not a curated record